Messenger RNA from Homarus americanus (American lobster), 316 nucleotides. RefSeq names its product neuropeptide-like protein 31. The transcript is spliced from 2 exons. The record is from RefSeq and is a predicted model, not a curated record. Lineage: Eukaryota; Metazoa; Arthropoda; Malacostraca; Decapoda; Nephropidae. Bases 66 to 314 code for a protein of 82 amino acids.
UGAGGCGGGUAUAUAUAGGAGGAACCUGGCGGGGUACACUCAGUCUCACCCGGAGCUUCAACAAGAUGAUUAAGACUGUGAUCGUUGUGUUGUCCGUCUUCCUCCUUGUGGCCGCUGCCAUGGCCAGCCCCAUGCCCGACCCUGGCUAUGGUGGCCAUGGUGGAGGAUAUGGUGGAGGACAUGGUGGCGGAUAUGGUGGAGGAUAUGGUGGUUAUGGUGGCCGUGGAGGUGGAUAUGGUGGCUAUGGAGGAUACGGUCAUGGUGGAGGAUACGGCUAUGGUGGCUACGGCGGUGGUUAUGGAUAUGGGCGUUAAAG